This is a messenger RNA of Carica papaya (papaya), 1909 nucleotides long. Its product is annotated as vacuolar ATP synthase subunit H family protein. The record is from RefSeq and is a predicted model, not a curated record. Gene Ontology annotation, molecular function: heme binding; protein binding; proton-transporting ATPase activity, rotational mechanism. NCBI's taxonomy places the organism in Eukaryota, Viridiplantae, Streptophyta, Magnoliopsida, Brassicales, Caricaceae. Gene Ontology annotation, cellular component: vacuolar proton-transporting V-type ATPase, V1 domain. Gene Ontology annotation, biological process: proton transmembrane transport.
ACAGCUCUCUGUCUCCGUCCCUCCUCUCCUUCCCCCUCUUCCUCCUCUCUCUCUCUCCGGUACAAAACAAAAUCACAUUGAGAUAAAAAAAAUUUUAAGGUACGCGAUCGAUCUCUAAUCCAAUUUCCUCUUCGUCUUUGUCUGAUUCGUUGCUUCAACGUGUUUUCAAGGUCUUUGGCUUGUUACAAAUCCGUGUGGUCUCAAGUUGUCGCAGUAUCAAUGGACCACGCUGAACUAUCAACAGAACAGGUCUUGAAGAGGGACAUUCCAUGGGAGACGUACAUGACAACUAAACUAAUUUCUGGAACUGGCCUUCAGCUAUUAAGGCGUUAUGAUAACAGAUCUGAAAGCUACCGGGCCCAGUUGCUGGAUGAUGAUGGCCCAGCUUAUGUUAAAGUGUUUGUUAGCAUCUUGAGGGAUAUAUUUAAGGAAGAAACAGUAGAAUAUGUUUUGGCUUUGAUGGAUGAAAUGCUUACAGCAAAUCCGAAGAGAGCCAGAUUGUUCCAUGACAAGUCUCUUGCAAAUGAAGAUACUUAUGAACCUUUCUUGAGAUUGCUCUGGAAGGGUAACUGGUUCAUACAGGAAAAGAGCUGCAAGAUACUUUCUCUUAUAGUAAGUGCUAGGCCAAGAGCUCUGGAUGGUGUUAUCGCAAAUGGAGAAGCCUCAAAUUCAAAGAAAAAUAUUACAUGCAUUGGUGAUGUACUGAAAGGGUUGGUGGAAUGGCUUUGUGCACAGCUGAAGAACCCUUCUCAUCCAACUCGUGGCGUUCCAACUGCUGUCAAUUGCUUGGCUGCAUUGCUGAAGGAACCUGUGGUCAGAUCUUCUUUUGUUCGGGCAGAUGGUGUGAAGUUGCUAAUCCCUUUAAUUUCUCCUGCAUCCACUCAACAGUCCAUCCAGCUUCUUUACGAAACAUGUCUCUGCAUCUGGCUUCUAUCUUACUAUGAACCAGCUAUUGAAUUUUUGGCAACUUCUAGAGCACUGCAGCGGUUAGUAGAAGUCGUAAAAAGUUCCACAAAAGAGAAGGUUGUCAGGGUGAUUGUCUUGACUCUUAGGAACUUGCUUCCAAAAGGUACAUUUGGUGCUCAGAUGGUAGAUCUUAGCCUGCCACAAAUUGUCCAAAGUUUGAAAACACAAGCAUGGAGUGACGAGGACCUGCUGGAGGCCCUGAAUCAGCUGGAAGAAGGUCUGAAGGAUAACAUUAAGAAGUUGAGUUCCUUUGAUAAGUAUAAGCAAGAAGUUCUUCUGGGCCAUCUUGAUUGGACUCCAGUGCACAAAGACCCUCUAUUUUGGCGUGAUAAUAUUACAAGCUUUGAAGAGAAUGACUUCCAGAUUCUAAGGGUCCUGAUUACAAUUCUGGACACUUCUAAUGACCCGAGAUCUUUGGCAGUUGCCUGCUAUGAUCUGUCACAGUUUAUCCAGUAUCAUCCGGCUGGACGGAUCAUAGUCACAGACCUCAAAGCAAAAGAACGAGCAAUGAAAUUAAUGAACCACGAGAAUGCUGAAGUCACUAAAAAUGCCCUACUAUGCAUCCAGAGGCUUUUCCUGGGUUCCAAGUAUGCAAGCUUUUUGCAAGCUUGAUGCUUUUUUUUUUUUUUUUUUGGUUGGGAAAUCUCCAUGAGAUGUGUAGGUGUAUGCUUCUGUGCUAUUCUACUACAGGAGAAUAAAGUACGCUCCUCCUCCUUCCGAGUAGAUCGGUUUAUUUAUUAAUUGUUGCCUGAGGAACUUUCCGAUCAGGGCUGCUCUUGUUUUGCUAACGCACAAUUGGAGGGUGAAAAAUUUGUUUAGAAUUAAUUUGUUUAUUACUGAGUUGCUGAAUUUUGAUUCUGCUCCUUGAGGUGUUGGAAUAACGUGUUUGUAUCACAUAUCCUGGCUUUUUAUUCUGGCUUAGAAAUAAAGCGUUUGUAUCACA